AUGACUACGUUUGUUAAGUCAAAGCUAAAGAGUGCGAGAGAUUACAUUGGAAAGAAAAACUUCGAAAAGGCGCGUGAAGCAGCGGAAGAGGUCAUCUCUUACGAGCCAGAUAACUACAACGCAAAUGUGUUCCUAGGCCUUGCGUUCCUCGAGCUUGGGCAGCUCGACCAGAGUGAGCAAGCAUACAUACGCGCGACGCAAUCGCAGCCAGAUCAGGCACUUGCGUGGCAAGGCCUUGUCAAAUUUUAUGAACAAACAGAACGAUGGGAUAAGUAUGCAAAGACGCUAAAGGUGCUACUGGACCUGUUCUCGAAGACUGGAGAUGCAACCAAGUGUGCUGAACAGCUACAGAAGUACAUCGAGUUUCGUCGGCGAAAGGGUUCGAGGAAAGAUAUCGCAGAUGCACUACUUCUGCUUCUUCCCGAUUCACCAUAUUAUCUUAUACUAUCCACGCUACCUCCGCCCGAUCCAACUGCUCCGACGGCAACAACGACAUUCGCGACUCAAUCAGCCGUACACAACACUUUACCAACGCUUGAAGAGAUUGUGACACUCACCGAGGCAGAAGAGGCAAAUGUAAUAACACGCGAAGUAGAAAAGCGGCGGACUCGAUUAGAUGCAGCUAGUGCCGGCCCAGAGGCUCUCAAGAAACAAGUUGGUCUAAGCGUAUGGACAACAUCGAAGCUCCCAGAGCUCUACAAUGAGAUCCUAAAUCACCCAAAUACCUCUGAUGACCUGCGACGUGAGACUGAAGCCAAACUCUUGCGGUACAAACACAGGCAUCGCUGUGCACUUGGUUUGAACGGGCCCGAAGGGAAGCUUAAGGCCGAACUAGGAAGUGAAGUUCAGGAAAUGGUCGACGGCAUAGUGCUUCUGAAUAUUCCAGACGAGUUUGCAUGGUCACUGUAUGUUGAAGGGAAGAAUGUCGAUAAGAUCGAGGACUAUGGGCUUGACAUUCUUCGGAAGUAUAUGGGUCUGUUUCCGGAUUCCCUCCUAACGCGGGCUAUUCGUGGCUAUUUCCUUUAUAACAAUAUCCCACUCCACGACGAAGAGGAGGAAGGGGAAGAAGAGAAGGACGAACCGGACGACAGUGACAGUGAUCCGUUCGACCAUGUCCUGGAAGCAACUGCUGGUUUGCCUGAUUCGAUCCUCGCGCAUCGAAUGCUAUGCGACAUAUAUGUAAUUGAAGAAGACUAUCAAAAUACCAUAGCUGCUUCAGAGAAGGGGCUUCAACUCAUCGCACGACAUAGGAUAGAUACCGGAACCGAUCUCACCCAAGUACGGAAAGCAUUUAAUGCAUCACUUGCAACAGGCCUCGUUCAUCUUUUCCCACCUAAACACCACGCCCGAGCUAUCCGUGUCCUCGAUGACGUGCUUUCGUUCGAGCCGAAUAACGUGACGUGUUUGAUGGGUCGGGCAUACGUAUUUCAGGCUUCUCGCAGGUGGGACGACGCUGCAGAACUAUUUCUUAAUGUUGUGAAUCAACUUCCAGACGAUGUGGAGGUCGGCCUCGUAGCAAAAGAGGAGCACGCAUGGUGCCUAGUGGAGAGGGCAGAACCUGCCCUCGAUGUAGCAGUUGAAGAACUUCAGUUCGUUCUCAACAGAAUCGAACCUUUGGAUGGCUAUGAACAACGGAAGGCAAGAGUUUGGUGGCGACUUGGCCAAUGUUAUUGGCGCCUUGGAGCCAACAACAGAGAGAAUGCAUAUCGGCAUUUCAUCACCUCACUCAAACGCUCCUCUUCCUUUGCUCCUGCUUUCACGUCUUUGGGAUUUUACUACUUGGAAGGCGCGGAACCUCCAGAUCCUGCUCGUGCAGCCAAAUGUUUUCAAAAAGCAUUCGAACUUGACGCACGAGAAGUGGAUGCCGCCCAGAGACUUGCGCACAGUUUUGCCGAGGAUAGAGAAUGGGAUCUCGUGGAAGUUGUUGCACGGAGGACUAUUGAGGGUGAGGGCGGGCUUGGAGGUGGACUGGGCGAUGCGGAAGCUACCAGCAUUGCCAAACACAAACCCACGAAUGCCUGGGCAUGGAAGGCACUUGGAGUAGUCGAACUGAAUAGGAGAAACUAUCCUCCGGCAAUGCAAGCAUUUCAAGUUGCUCUUAGAUCAAACGAGAACGACGGUUUAUCAUGGCUCCGCCUGGGCGAAGCAUAUAUGAAGGCUGGACGACAUGCUGCAGCCGUGAAGGCCUUGAAUAAGGCACACGAGCUUAUACCGGAGGACUGGAUGUGCGUGUAUCUACUCGGCGAGGUCCGACGGCAGACAGGACAACUUCUGCAAGCUAUUGAAACGUUCAUGCAAGUCUUGGAAAAGGUUCCUGAUGAGACGACCGUGCAGCUUUCGUUGGCCGAGACCUAUGUCUCUCAAGGUCGGACGGAACUCUCAACAGGUUAUCUAGCAAGAGCAUCGACAUCUUUCCUUCUUGCUAUCAUGACCUCGCUGGAUUUAAUUGACUCAAGCCCUGGAUUUAGGCGUCUAGCCCUCAAGACAAUUGCCGAUGCUCUGCUCAAAUUAUCAGAGUUCUCUGUAUUCGCAGAUUUAGAACUCGCCAAGAGUGUGUUCGCUCGAUUAGCAGUGUUGCACAAGGGCCAAAGUGACGAGAGGUUAGCUGGCAUCAUCGACUAUCCACUUGUGUCGCAAUCUGCACCUAUCGAUGGAACCCUUUCUCUCCGCCUCGCUGUGACUACAUAUAGCCUCCGCUUAUCGUUGUUUUCAAAGGAUGAGGAAAGCAUUGGGAGUGCUUGGUUCGACUUGGGAGUUGGCGUGUCUCGUAUAGCAGCGUCGACUCGCACUACCAAUGUAAAAGAGAAAGCUGAGAAGCAAGCUACUGAGUUCGUACGUCUUGCCCUUCUUGCCGAUUCUGGUAAUCCGACGUUUUGGAAUGCCUUCGGGGAUUUCAAUUUCUUGUCAAAGCCGAUGGUUGCGCAGCACGCUUACAUCAAGGCUCUGGAAAUCAAUUCGAAGGAUGUAGCCACCUGGACUAGCCUCGGUCUUCUGUAUCUUCACAACGCCGACCUCGAACUUGCAAAUGACGUAUUGCUGAAGGCACAGACCCUUGAUCCUGACUAUACUCUGGCGUGGGUUGGCCAAGGACUUGUGGCUUCUGCGAACGGACAUGACGGUGACGCGAAUGCAUUAUUCGAGCACGCAGUCGGACUUACUGCAGAUUCGCCUGCUGCAGAUAUUGAGUACGCGUAUCGGUCAUUCCGAAAACUCCCAAUGUUGGCGUCUCGAUCAAAUGCCUCAACACAAGACGCGUUACUACCCCUGUUCUUUUCUCUGGACCGCUACAGCAGGCGAAAAGCAGAUGACCCAUCUGCGCUUCACCUCUUCGGACUUGUGUGCGAACGACUGCAUCUGGAUGACCUUGGCGUGAAGGUUUUGUCAAAAGCUAUCAAACAGCUCGAAGCAAUCUACGAGGAGACGGAAGAUUCGGUCAUCGAACGUCAAUAUGCAAUCGCUAACACGAGCCUUGCGAGAGUGCUUCUGGCGACAGGCAAACUCGAAGCAGCAAUUGAAACAUUCGAAACGGCAUUCGGGCUCCUUCCCACAGACGAUCCUAGUAAAGAAGUGAUUGCUCUCCGUUCUUUGUGUCAAUUCGGGAGUGGUAUUGCAAGCUUCCACCUGGGAGAAUUCGAUGAAGCAUUGGUCAAGUUUGAAACCGCGCAGGAAAUAGCAAGCGCGAAUCCUCUCAUUCGUGGGCAGGUGACUGUGCUACUUGCAAAGGCACUGUGGGCUAUUGGUUCCGACGCGUUCCGAGAUUCAGCGAAGGAGCAGCUGUUUAAUUGUGUCAAUCAGGAUCCGAAUAACUUGACAGCUGUCGUCGCUCUUGCUGCUAUGGGCUUGCUCACGGGUGACGAAGCACUCAUAGAUGCUGCUUUGUCGGAGAUAUUGUCUCUUCCUCUUGACGAGCGACACAGGCGAGAUCCGGGAAGAGACAUCGAGAAUCUGUUGACAAACCAUUAUCUAGCAGAAGGAAAUAUUCAAAAGGCUCAGUCUGUAGUACAAGGAACAGUACACGCAGAACCGUCGCAUCUCGGAUCCAGAAAAGAGCUAGCAAUUUUCUCGAUAUCCCAGGGUCGAUCAGGGAUCGCACAGGCUUUACUCACCAGCUUGCUGAACUCGUCGGAUUUAUACAAUGUAGAAGGAGCUCACGAGGCAGUGCGACUUCUAGCGAUUUCUUCAAUAAUCUCCGGAAUCAAGUCUCCGGCGAAGGCAGAGUCACAGAAAGUUGCACAGAAGGCGAUUAUGCUUGCACCUUGGGACGCUAAGAAUUGGUUAUCACUUGCAUAUGUAAAGAACGCAGCUGCGAAAUGAAAUAUGUACUUGUAAUUUCCGCUCUGGACAGAAUUUACGUAGUUCCC
Molecule: messenger RNA, 4361 nt
Organism: Fomitiporia mediterranea MF3/22
Lineage: Eukaryota; Fungi; Basidiomycota; Agaricomycetes; Hymenochaetales; Hymenochaetaceae
Product: TPR-like protein
Exons: 16
Coding region: 1-4314 (1437 amino acids)
Cellular component (GO): Ski complex
Molecular function (GO): protein binding
Source: RefSeq, a predicted model, not a curated record